AUGGACAUGAUCAUUCCUGAUGUGAUGGCAGGUGCUGGCACCAUAGCUCUGGAGAUACUUGAAGAUGUGAAUGAUGUAGACGCCAUUUUUGUACCAGUUGGUAGUGCAGGGCUUCUAGCCGGCAUAACUGUAGCUGUAAAACAUGUCUCGCCGAAAACCAAAGUGAUCGGUUUAGAGCCGGAAACGUGCCCAUCGCUAAUGAUGGCAUUAAAAGAAGGUCGGCCGAUUGUAGCUAAACCCCUGCCAUCGCUUGCUGACCGUUUGUGUGUGAAGAUGGUUGGAUGCAAUGCAUUUCACACGCUUAAAGGUAGGAGAUUCUCUCCGGAUCGUUCUAGUAAUCGACCACAUGCAAAUAAAUAG
Cooperia oncophora is the source of this 360-nucleotide messenger RNA. Lineage: Eukaryota; Metazoa; Nematoda; Chromadorea; Rhabditida; Trichostrongylidae. The record is from the annotation of a GenBank genome assembly.